GAAACGCGGCAUGUCCGGUGUUAUGUGGACGCAAUAUCCUUUAACUUUGGAAAUCAGCACCGGAAACGCUUUAUUUCAUGAAUGUAACUUAACAAGGAUUUCGCGUUUUGCUUCGUUAGCUGUCAGCCACGUCACCUGGUCUCGCUGAAACUUUAGUUCCAGACAACUGCCUUGUGAGCAGAUGCUAACUGAUGCUUGUUUUGUUUUUGUUUACGAAUCGGCACACGUCGACGGUUGGGUGAACGGCGAUCAGCGCUCGGCAUCUUUUUGUAGCCUUUUUCAUAAGCUCGUAACGCGAAUUGCAUUUACUUGUCGGCCCAGUGGCCAUAGUUAUUCAACUAAAUCAAGGUGUACUGUAACUGAAACGGAAACACAAAAUGAACGCCUUUCGCCUGGCUGGUGAUUUGUCGCAUCUAUUGGCCAUCAUUAUUCUCUUAAUAAAAAUAUACAGAUCCAGAUCAUGUGCAGGCAUCUCUGGGAAGUCUCAGGUGCUGUUUGCGCUCGUCUUCACCACCAGAUACCUUGACCUAUUCACCAUAUUCAUUUCUCCUUACAACACAGUCAUGAAGGUGGUGUUUUUGGCGCUGUCCUACGCGACCGUGUACAUGAUCUACAUGCGCCACAGGGGCACUUACGACUCUGAGAAUGACUCGUUCCGUGUGGAGUUCCUGUUGGUGCCAGUUAUUGGCCUUUCCUUACUGGAGAACUACGCGUUCACGCCAUUGGAGGUCCUUUGGACCUUCUCGAUCUUCUUGGAGUCCGUGGCCAUCAUGCCGCAGCUCUUCAUGAUCACCAAGACGGGCGAGGCCGAGUCCAUCACCACCCACUACUUGUUCUUCCUCGGCCUGUACCGAGCCCUUUAUAUCGCCAACUGGUUGUGGCGCUACCACACGGAGAACUUCUUUGACCAUAUCGCCGUGGUGGCGGGUGUCGUCCAGACCAUUUUCUACUGUGACUUUUUCUACCUUUAUGUCACAAAAGUGCUCCGGGGGAGAGGAAAAAUGAGCUUGCCGAUGCCCGUUUAGUCACCGGUCGGAGCGCACAGACCAACCCCCUCGACUGUACGACUUUUAACUCUGGGGACAGAUGAGCUGACAUUCCGUCGAGCAAAACAAGUGCUUUACUCCGAAUGUAAUUGCCGCCUGGCUGGUACUUCUUUUUCGGUCUUUGUAUGUUGACAAUGUUUUUACGUGCGGCCGACAUUUGGGCAACCUUUACCAUCACUAUAUGAACACCAUUUGCUUUCAUAAUUGAUGUCACAAAGACAAACGAAUGCAGUUUCCUACACGUCAUGUACUAUGAGUCGAUGAAUUGUAGACCCCGCCCCCUCAAAUAUUUGUCGGAAUCAUAGUCCAUCUACAAUCUCCAUGAGUGCUUACACUUUGGAAUGUUCUAAACAUUUCUGCAUGAACGCAAACAUAACUUUGUAUGUAAAAGUGUACCCAGUCAUGGAGCACAAAGUGCCUUCUUUCAUUUGGAAUUAUUAGACACUCCUCCUUUAUUCAUACGGUAUCUUUCCCCCUUCGUGCCAAGGAUGUGUCCGUGAUGCGUUAUUUUUUUUUUUUUCUCUCAUUUACUUUUUCUCAGGAUGAUGCGUUUCGUCACAGGAGUAAAAAGGGCUCAGCAUUUUUUUUUUUCAGGAACAGCAGCCAAAAAUGAAGCAUAACCGUGUAAUAUAAAUAGAAAUUCAUUCCAAUGUAUCAUUUUAGCUGUAGUCAGGAUUUAUUAUUAUUUUUUAACUUUAAAUGUGUUUUCCGCUCUAAAUUAAAUUGCACAUUUAUUAUCA
Molecule: messenger RNA, 1786 nt
Organism: Hippocampus zosterae (dwarf seahorse)
Lineage: Eukaryota; Metazoa; Chordata; Actinopteri; Syngnathiformes; Syngnathidae
Product: ER lumen protein-retaining receptor 3-like
Exons: 5
Coding region: 378-1025 (215 amino acids)
Biological process (GO): endoplasmic reticulum to Golgi vesicle-mediated transport; protein retention in ER lumen
Cellular component (GO): cis-Golgi network; membrane; endoplasmic reticulum
Molecular function (GO): ER lumen protein retrieval receptor activity
Source: RefSeq, a predicted model, not a curated record